UGUGAUCGGAAGUCGCCCGCCCAGUCAUCUGAGCAACAACGUCUGUCUCUCUGACGGUCAAAGAUGGCCUACCCUAAAUCCCACAACCCGUUCGCAGAUGAUGCCGAUGAGGAAGACUUUAGACCUAAAAAUAGGGGUUUCGAGGAUUUCGAUGACAGUGAUAUGAGCGAUGCAGAGAGGAGGCAGCGCUACCUCCAGCACGAAGUGAUGCGUACAGCGCAGUCUGCCGUUGACAGCAGUCACCGCUCCCUCGGCCUCAUCUACGAAUCAGAGAAGAUGGGUGUGGAUACUGCAGAGGAGCUGGUGCGACAGGGUGAGGCUCUGAAAAGGACAGACAAGAUGUUGGACAACAUGGAUCAGGACCUGAAGACCAGCCAGAAGCACAUUACCAGUAUAAAGAGUGUGUGGGGCGGCCUUGUCAAUUACUUCAGAGGCAAACCAGAGACAAAACCACCACCUGAACAACCUAAGGCCUACCAGGCCAAUGACAAAUUACAAACUGCCUUAUCCAGCAGCAAAGAGCAUGAAGAUAAGUACCAAAGCAGCCACCCCAAUCUACGAAAGAUGAACACAGAAGGAUUUGGAGCUACUGCUGCUUCAGUGGAUGACCGCUCAUUUGGACAGAAUGAGUACUCCAAGAAUAGACACCUGAGAGAAGCUCACCAAACCCUCGACAACAAUCUAGGUGAGAUGUCUGAUGGCUUGAGAAGACUAAAGAACCUUGGACUUGGUCUCCAGAGUGAGAUCGAGAGCCAGGAUGACUCCAUUGAUUCUCUGCUAAAUAAAGUGGACAAGAUGGAUGUCAAGAUCCACAACACAAACCAACAAAUCAAGAACCUGAAAUAAAACAAAUACUUGGACUCAUUUCACAGAGACACAAACAAGUCAUCAUCCCUUUUUUUCAUUUUGGUCUGUAGUCCUCCUUUGCUAAGGAGGUUUAUGUUUUUAGCUGCAUUAUAUGUCUGCAUAACUCGUAAAAGUAAACAUUUCUAUUUGGAAUAUAACAUCAUUUAGCAAAUGAACACACUAUUUUCUUCUUGACUGAAUUCUUCAUUUAUUUCUAAGUCUUUAGUUUGCAAUUGUCCUUCCACCACGCUGACAUGUUGUACUGACGCCCACACGGUUGUUGUAGUGAUUAGCACUCUUGCCUUUGCAGCAAGAAGACCCAGGUUCACGACCUGGUCAGAAAAAGGAAAUUGGACAAUCUGUGAGAUGGUUGUUUAUCUCUAUGUGGCCCUGGUUUGCCUGUGUCCUGUUCAAAUUGGAUUGUUAUCUUCGGGUUUCAGUUCCUCUGACUCAUUGUCUCAGACAUAUUUCAAACUUGGUUGUGUAAUUAUUGUAUUAGUUUUGUAUCUAUUGAGUUAUAUCCUGGACCUUCCUCCACAUUUGUACAUAAAUGUUUUGCAAGUGAUGCUCAAGUCACCUUUGCCUUUACAUCAAUGCGUAUGUACAGAAAAACUAGCUUUUGGUUUCUGUGCCAUUCUUCUGUCUCCACUGCUACAUGUUACAGCAUUUCUUCAAUUUUUUAAAAAAUUUUCAGUAGGAUUUAGACUUUUUGAAGCAUAUGAUUAUGUCCUUUUGUUAUCAUGUUCAGAAUGUGUUUGAAGUGAUUAUGGUAUGAAGAAGUCAGCUGUGAAAAUAAAUCUAUGAAAAUCUAUUAAAGAUAA
This is a messenger RNA of Solea senegalensis (Senegalese sole), 1667 nucleotides long. RefSeq names its product synaptosome associated protein 29 (gene snap29). Gene Ontology annotation, molecular function: SNAP receptor activity; syntaxin binding. NCBI's taxonomy places the organism in Eukaryota, Metazoa, Chordata, Actinopteri, Pleuronectiformes, Soleidae. The coding region runs from base 64 to 846 and encodes 260 amino acids. The record is from RefSeq and is a predicted model, not a curated record. Gene Ontology annotation, cellular component: plasma membrane; SNARE complex. Gene Ontology annotation, biological process: synaptic vesicle fusion to presynaptic active zone membrane; exocytosis; synaptic vesicle priming. The transcript is spliced from 6 exons.